This is a messenger RNA of Torulaspora delbrueckii, 807 nucleotides long. It is a transcript of the gene HCR1, whose product is annotated as translation initiation factor eIF3 core subunit j. Lineage: Eukaryota; Fungi; Ascomycota; Saccharomycetes; Saccharomycetales; Saccharomycetaceae. The record is from RefSeq and is a predicted model, not a curated record. Gene Ontology annotation, cellular component: eukaryotic translation initiation factor 3 complex; cytoplasm. The transcript has a single exon. Gene Ontology annotation, molecular function: translation initiation factor activity. The coding region runs from base 1 to 807 and encodes 268 amino acids.
AUGUCUUGGGAUGAUGAUGUUAUUGGUGGGUCUGCCGCUACGGGAGACGACAACGUUCUUUUGGCGUCCUGGGAUGACGAACUGGGCGACGAACCAGUGAUGGAAUCGUGGGAUGCACCUGAGGAACCAAAAUCCGAACCAAAACCAAAGAGUAAGCCCGCAAGCGGUAAGAAGAGCAAGGCAAAGAGUGUGGAACCUGAGCAGAAAUUGAUGGCUAUCGACGUUCUGGAUGAAAAAACUCGUCAAGAACUAAUCAAGAAGGCAGAACUAGACUCAGACUUGAAUAAUGCAGCAGAUUUGUUUGCCGGUUUGGGAGUCGCAGAAGAGCAUCCAAGAGCUGCCGCUCUAAGACGAGAACAAGAAGCACUAGCAGCUGCCGCAGCUACUGCUCUGACAAAAGACACACCAAUCGAAAACCAUCCGCUUUUCCAAACAGCAGAAACCAAGAAGGACUACCAGGAUUUGAGAAAAGCUGUCUCGACAGCCGUCGUUUCUAUGCAUGAGAAAUCCUCACUCAACUACGCCUCUUCCCUAGCCAUUGAUCUAAUCAGGGAUGUUGCCAAGCCAAUGUCGAUCGAAUCGAUCAGACAAACGAUCGCAACAUUAAAUAUUCUUAUGAAAGACAAAGAAAGAGAAGAAAGACAAGCAAGAUUGGCUCGUGUCAAAGGUGGUACCGCACAAGGAGGUGCAGGAAAGAAGAAGGCUAAAGGUGCCAAGGCCAAUCUCGGUGGUGCGUUCAAGAAAGAUCAACAAUUCGACAUGGGAGAAGUUGAAUUCGACGAUUUUGGUGAUGACGACUUCAUGUAA